Messenger RNA from Osmerus eperlanus (European smelt), 3336 nucleotides. RefSeq names its product cysteine-rich secretory protein LCCL domain containing 1a (gene crispld1a). Gene Ontology annotation, cellular component: extracellular region. Bases 450 to 2006 code for a protein of 518 amino acids. The record is from RefSeq and is a predicted model, not a curated record. Lineage: Eukaryota; Metazoa; Chordata; Actinopteri; Osmeriformes; Osmeridae. The transcript has 15 exons.
AUUACUGUGCAGCCAACUUGAGGAUAAAUGUGAAGUGAUGCUUUUGCGGCUUUAGUGCAAGAUUUUUGCAAGAAGAAAGACUUCUCAGCUGCAAAAAGUCGUCUCGAGAAGUGUACACAUACUUUUAAAAAUAUUCACAUGCAGGGCGCUUUGAGUGGCAACAUUCCAGUCACCUGUGCUAUUCAAACUAGCCCACAUGAAUUUGUGGUAUUCAUCGCUGCCUCAUACGGUCGAUUCUGCAUAUUGCAGUAAGUUUUGACUUCGUCACAUCUUCGCAGGACUGGAAAUAUUGAUACGGAAUUAAGCUCAUUUAGUGGGGGAAGAGGGGAAAAAUAAACCAAGAGAGAGAAAGAGAAAAAAGAGAAGGAAAAGGGAAGAUCUCUGCACCUCCCCUCUCUGUCCCGUUCCAGCAGAGGAGACGUUAAAAAGCUCAUCGUCUUCCCCCGAUCAUGAGGUUUGCAUCCCAGGGAUGGUUCAGGGGUCUGUCCCUGCUCCUGGUGUUCCGGACGGCCGUCUCCAUGGUGAUGCAGCCCAACUCCACAGGCUGGGAGGCCCUGCUGGACAAGUACCUGGAGGAGGACGGGGAGUGGUGGCAGGCCAAGCAGAGAGGCCGAAGGGCCAUCACAGACAGCGACAUGCAAAUGAUCCUGGAUCUGCACAACAAGCUGAGAGGACAGGUCUACCCCCAGGCCUCUAACAUGGAGUACAUGUCGUGGGACACCGAGCUGGAGAGGACGGCGGAGGAGUGGGCGGAGACAUGUUUAUGGGAGCACGGGCCUGCCAGCCUCCUGCCUCAGAUAGGACAGAACCUGGGGGCUCACUGGGGAAGAUUUCGUCCCCCCACGUUUCACGUCCAGGCGUGGUAUGACGAGGUGAAAGACUUCUCCUUCCCCUACCCACAGGAGUGUGACCCCUACUGCCCCUACAGAUGCUCCGGUCCAGUCUGCACACACUAUACACAGCUGGUGUGGGCCACCAGCAAUCGUAUCGGCUGUGCCAUCAACAUGUGCUACAACAUGAACGUUUGGGGUCAGAUCUGGGCCAAAGCUGUCUACCUGGUUUGCAACUAUCAGGCAAAAGGUAACUGGUGGGGCCAUGCCCCCUACAAACAUGGCACCCCAUGCGCCGCCUGUCCCCCCAGCUAUGGAGGGGGAUGCAUGGACAACCUCUGCUACAAAGGCGACGGCUCUGAAUCCCUUACUCCACAAGAGGAAACAGAGGAAAACAACUUCAUUGAACAAGAGGCACCGCAAAACCCCCCGAAACCUCGGUCCCGGGCCCCCAAACCCAACCUCCCCCCGGCCACUACCACCAACCCCCGUUCUGAGAGUCUGGAAAGGAACGAGGUGGUCAGCACACAGCAGAUGUCUCAACUUGUGACCUGUGAUACUAAACUACGAGAUCAAUGCAAAGGAACAACCUGUAACAGGUAUGAGUGUCCAGCUGGCUGUAUUGAUAGCAGAGGGAAAGUAGUGGGGACAGUGCACUAUGAGAUGCAAUCGAGUAUCUGCAGAGCUGGCCUCCAUGCCGGUGUCAUAGACAACGACGGAGGGUGGUUGGAUGUGACAAGACAAGGUAGAAAGGAGUUCUUCAUCAAAUCCAACAAAAAUGGUGUCCAGUCCCUUGGGAAGUACCAGAGUGCCAAUGCCUUUAUUGUUGACAGAGUAACAGUUAAAGCCAUUAACUGUGAGACGACCGCAGCACAGUUGUGUUCCUAUCAGAAGCCUGUGAAGCAUUGUCCAAGACUGUACUGCCCUAGUAACUGUAUGGAAGAGAACCCUCACAUAUCACGGGUCAUCGGCACCAGAACAUACUCAGACAAGUCCAGCAUAUGCCGGUCAGCAGUGCACGCUGGGGUCCUCAGGAACGAUGUGGGGGGCUACAUCGACGUGAUGCCGGUGGACAAGCGGAAACAGUACAUCGCCUCGUACCAAAACGGCAUUUUCUCCGAGAGCCUCCAGAACCCCCCAGGAGGAAAGGCUUUCCAGGUCUUCGCGGUGAUCUGAGAACCCUACAGGGCAGACUGGCCGAACACACCGAGCACGUGGAUGUUUAUCAGGCAGUCCGUCGGCCCGCCGUCUGUUUCCUGGGGGUUGCGCUAGGCUUCGCCGACCUUGCCUUUGCCUGCAGAUCGUCUCCACGGCAACGUAAACCGAGAAAGGAAACUGUACACACUCAAACGCAGAGCUAGGGAUGAGCUAUGGGUAGGUGUUCUUAUGCUCCUACUUAGAUGCUGUCUCAUUAGGGAAAUGGUAUAAACUGUAAAUAUAUUUUAUACGUUCAUCAUAUGUUAUGUUGCACAUACUGUAAGUGGAUCUUGUUCCUUGUGUUUUGUAAUGGUUUGCCUUUGUCUUGCCUCUUUGACAAAUUGACAGAAAAUGUAAAAAAGAUACAGUAGUCGGCACUUAAAGAUAAUAAACCAUAUUAUUUGCUGUUCUUUUUCAUCUCUUUGUUGUUUUUAGAGCAUGUUGCGUUAAACUUGUUCAAGUUAGGCACGUUACUGGUGCUCUGGAGUAUUCUGAUUUUGUGGUUGUCCUUUUAAAGAAUAUAGGUGGUGCAAAUUAUGAUGCAUUUAUUUUUGUAUUGAGUUUUUAUAUUGCAUUAUGGGUAGUUGAGUCAAGGAAUGCUGCUAUAAUUUUGCUGUGUCAUUAUUCCUAUAGAGAUGUUAUGACUGUGUAAGAUAAUGUUUAUCAGAGGUUGAGCUCCCUGCUGGUCGGGAAGUACAGAAACAUCCAGGACAUACAAUCCUACUUUAUUCUCCCAUCAUGCUUGAGUUCUUGCUUUGUGUUCACCUGUUUCUCACACAGUAAUCCCGACAUCGUAAUUGUUCCGGUUGUCAGUGUCACAUAACGUGACUUCGAUUAUGGUGCUUGUGAAGAAAAAUAAAAUUUAGCAUUGUAGUUAGUAAGUAUUUUGUCUGAUUGGACUGUGAAAUAAAGACCAUCUUAUAGAACAACAAGUACAACUUAGUUACAGUACAUGGGUAUAUAAAGCCUUCAUCUGACCUUUAGCUGUACUGUACUGUACGCACACUAAAUGGUUUGUGACAGAAAAAUAAAACACACAACAUUCAAAGAUGCUACUUAUAAUGUAAUCAUGCCUACUACCCGCAUGUUAAAUCAGAAUAUAUUGUUUCUGGUGACCUUGAUAUUUGUGUGGUAGACAAUAAAACUUUAUUUAUGAAACAGCUCUUUUCAACAACUUGUUUUCAACAGGUCUUUUCAACAUCAUGAUGCAUAAUGGAAACACACAAUUUGCUAUGUUGUCUUUGUACAUGCAUUUUCCCUACCUCAAUUUGUUAGAGAAAAUCAGUUCAUUUUGCAAUAAAACAUUUCA